AAGAGAACCCCCCCCCCCACCCAGGGAGGGGGAGGAGGGACAGGAUGUCACCAUGGAGACGCGGGGAAACACAGGAUAAUCAGCCACUCCGCCUGGGCUGCAUUCACGCCGAGACACCGGCAGGGAGCGGAGCCGGAGCCUCUCAAACGGACUGUCUGUCACCGUCCAUCCGCACGCAGCAGACAGGGGCGGCCUCAGAGGGAAGCAUGGCAGAGAGCACGGACAUGGCAGGGCUGGAGGAGAGUUUCCGCAAGUUUGCCAUCCACGGUGACACCAAGGCUACGGGACAGGAGAUGAACGGCAAGAACUGGGCCAAGCUGUGCAAGGACUGCAAAGUGGCCGACGGCAAGAGUGUCACCGGCACCGAUGUUGACAUUGUCUUCUCCAAAGUCAAGGGGAAGACCGCCCGAGUCAUCAACUAUGAGGAAUUCAAGAGGGCCCUGGAGGAGCUGGCAGCCAAGCGGUUCAAGGGAAAGAGCAAGGAGGAGGCUUUCGAUGCCAUCUGCCAGCUCGUGGCGGGCAAGGAACCGGCCAAUGUGGGCGUCACAAAAGCCAAGACGGGCGGAGCUGUGGACCGGCUGACGGACACCAGCAAGUACACGGGCUCUCACAAGGAGCGUUUUGAUGAGAGCGGCAAGGGCAAAGGUAUCGCGGGAAGGCAAGACAUCCUUGAUGACAGUGGCUAUGUGGGCGCCUACAAGCAUGCGGGCACCUAUGAUGCCAAGGUGAAGAAAUGAGGCCCAGGUGGUCCGGCCCCUCGGGCGCUUUCCCAACCUGCCGUUCCAGGACCAACCCCGAGGGGCACAGGGGCUCCGGGGACCAUGCCCUUCCUCCCCCCCCCCACCACCAAACCCCGGCAGCCGUGCCCCCCAGCAGACCCCAUGCUGCCCUGAAUCUGUGCCCCUGUGUGCACAGCUUUCUGUCCAGCUGCAGGAUGCCUCCAGGGGCUCAAGUUGCCCCCGCUCCCACCUCAGGGUUGUUCUGGGUAAAGGGUGAGGCCUGUGCUCUGAGCACAGAUGGGUCCUGGCGCAGCCCUAGGGAGCGACCAUACCAUUGGCCCCCACCCCACCUGCUUGCCCCAUAUUUAAGCUGCUUCCCCAGUGUCCCUUGGCCCAGCACCUACUCUGUACCCAACACCCAAUAAAGAAACCCUUUUGUACUGAC
Messenger RNA from Tachyglossus aculeatus (Australian echidna), 1164 nucleotides. It is a transcript of the gene TPPP3, whose product is annotated as tubulin polymerization promoting protein family member 3. Gene Ontology annotation, molecular function: tubulin binding. Gene Ontology annotation, cellular component: microtubule. NCBI's taxonomy places the organism in Eukaryota, Metazoa, Chordata, Mammalia, Monotremata, Tachyglossidae. Gene Ontology annotation, biological process: microtubule polymerization; microtubule bundle formation; positive regulation of protein polymerization. The coding region runs from base 45 to 737 and encodes 230 amino acids. The transcript is spliced from 4 exons. The record is from RefSeq and is a predicted model, not a curated record.